UUGCUGAGACUUUGAUCAUGGCAGGGAUGUUGGUAUGGUCUGAGUAUAUGGGCUGGUCUGAGUAUUUCAUAAACUGCUGAUCUCCUGGGAAUUUCACACACAACAGUCUCUAGAGUUCACACAGAAUUGUGUGAAAAACAAAAAGCACUGAGUGAGUGACAGUUCUGUGGGUAGAAACACCUUGUUAAGAGAGAUCAGAAGAACGAUUGGUUCGAACUGCCAGGAAGGGUAUAGUAACUCAAAUAAUAAUCUUUACAACUGUGGUGAGUAGAAAAGCAUCUCAGCAUGCACAAAACAUCAUACCUUGACAUGGAUGGGCUACAACAGCAGAAGACCACACUGAGUUCCACUCCUGUCAGUCAAGAACAGGAAUCUGAGGCUAUCAAGGGCAUGGGUUCACAGGGGAAAGAAAGUCAUCUGGUCUUUUUCCAGCCUUCUACUGUCCAGUUUUGAUGAGUCUGUGUCCAUGAUAAACUCAAAUUCUUGUUCUUGGCUGACAGAAGUGGAACCCAGAACCCAGAAGUGUAGCCCACCGCCUCAAGGUUUGAUGUGUUGUGCAUUCUGAGAUGCCUUUGUGCUCAACACAAAUGUACAGAGUGGUUAUCCAAGUUACCUUUCUGUCAGCUCAAAUGAGUCUGGCCAUUCUCCAUUGACCUUUCUUGUCAAUAAGGCAUUUCCAUCUGCAGAACUGCCGCUUACUGCCAUUUAUGUAUAUAUAUGUACACAUGCCAAUCAGCCAUAACAUUAAAACCACCUGCCUAAUAUUGUGUGGGUCCCCCUUGUGCCGCCAAAACAGCCCUGAACCAUCGAGGCAUGGACUCCACAAGACCUCUGGAGGUGUGCUGCGGUAUCUGGCACCAAAUCAUUGGCAGCAGAUCCUUUAAAUCCUGUAAGUCGCAAGAUGAGGCCUCCAUGGAUCAGACUUGUUUGUCCAGCACAUCCCACAUGCUCGAUUGGAUUGAGAUCUGGGGAAGUUGGAGGCCAAGUCAACACCUUGAGCUCUUUGUCAUGUUCUUCAAACCAUUCCUUGUUUAUCAAAUUUUUAUUCAAGACUGCAAUCAAUAAAUUUUUAUAAAAUAAAGGUGCAACAAUCCGAAAAGUCUUACCCUUAUUAUGUUCUAUCCCACCCAUGGCGACCAUGUAAUCUCCCACUUUUUCCAUCCCACUCGCCCUAUAACACAUUAAGAUGCAGUUAUUAACAAUACAUACAAUAAGAUAUCACAACCAUUCUAUAAGGCCAAGUCAACACCUUGAACUCUUUGUCAUGUUCCUCAAACCAUUCCUGAACAAUUUUUGUAGUGUGGCAGGGCGCGUUAUCCUGCUGAAAGAGGCCACUGCUAUUAGGGAAUACCAUUGCCAUGAAAGGGUGUACUUGGUCUGCAACAAUGUUUAGGUAGGUGGUACAUGUCAAAGUAACAUCCACAUGAAUGCCAGGACCCAUGGUUUCCCAGCAGAACAUGGGCUAGAGCAUCACACUGCCUCUGCCAGCUUGCCUUCUUCCCAUAGUGCAUCCUGGUGCCAUCUCUUCCCCAGGUAAGCAAUGCACAUGCACCCAACCAUCCACAUGAUGUAAAAGAAAACUGACUGAACAGACCAGGCCAUUUUCUUUCAUUGGUCCAUGGUGUGGUUCUGAUGCUCACAUGCCAAUUGUAGGCAUUUUCGGCAGUGGACAGGGGUCAGCAUGGGCACUCUGACAGGUCUGCAGCUAUGCAAUCCCAUACGCAGCAAGCUGCGAAGUACUGUGUGUUCUGACACACUUCUAUCAUAGCCUUCAUUAACUUUUUUGAGCAAUUUGUGCUACAAUAGCUCUUCUGUGAAUCGGACCAGACAGACUAGCUCCCAUGCGCAUCAGCGAGCCUUGGAUGCCCAUGACCCUGUCGCUGGUUCACCUUUGAUGACUUUUGGUAGGUACUGACCGCUGCAUACUGGGAACACCCCACAAGACCUGCCAUUUUGGUGAUACUCUGAUCCAGUUGUCUAGUCAUCAUAAUUUGGCUCUUGACCCUCAAAGUCGCUCAGAUCCUUAUGCUUGCCCAUUUUUCCUGCUUUCAACACAACAACUUCGAGAACUGAAUGUUCACUUGCUGCCUGAUAUAUCCCACCUCUUGGCAGAUACCACUGUAAUGAGAUAAUGUUAUUCACUUCACCUGUCAGUUUAAGGUCAUGGCUGAUCGGUGUGUGUCUCACACGAGGAAUGCUUAACAAGCAUACCCCACUAUUCACAUCUCAGGAGCUAAAACAGGCUCUGAAGAAGUUUAAAGGAGAGGAUGACACUACAAAAAAGGACUCCGAGCAGGGCAAAGAGUCCUCACAAGCUCUGGUUCGCUCAAUGGAUGAACUCAAAAGAGACUUGGCCAUGUUGGACUUGCUGGUGGAAACAGAUGUCCAGAUUAUGAGUAAACUGUUGUCCAAUUUUAGCAGCACUAACACGACCAUGGACCAAAGAGUCGCUGCUCUACUUGACUUGGAGUACCUUGUUCAUCAGGUGGAUAAUGCACAAAAUCUGGUGUUAAUGGGUGGACUAGAACUUGUAAAUGAUGCCUUAAAUAAUACAGAUUUUAGACUUCAGAAAAGCGCUGCAUUUGUACUAGGAUCAGCUGUUUCUAGUAACCCAUCUGUCCAAGUUGUGGCUUUAGAGUGUGGCACCUUACAGAAGCUAUUGACUAUGCUUGCAACCCCACGACCAAUGACGGUUAAGAAAAAGGUGUUAUAUGCAUUGGCAUGUUUGUUACGUCACUUCCCUACUGCGCAAAGUCAGUUUGUGAAGCUUGGCGGACUGCAGGUGCUAGUUGAGCUAUUUCAGGCCCAAGGAGCUGAGUGUCUCCAUGUGAGGAUUAUCACAUUGCUCUAUGACAUGAUUACCGAGAAGGAGAUGAUCUCUCAAGCUGGUAUAGGUCCUCACUCUACUCAUCAGGAACAUUUGCAGCAAUAUAGUGACAUCUCACUGUUCCCUAUGCUUGUGGAGCAGGGCUGGUGCAGCCUGGUGCCAGAAAUGCUGGCCUCUCCCGAGCAUGAUUGGAGGGAGAAGGCUUUGCAGACUCUACUGGCCAUGAUGCCCCAUUGUCAGAAGCUAUAUCUGCAGAACCCUACUCUGAGCACAUCUCUUAGUUUUCUGCAGCAGCAAUACCAGGAGCUAGCCCUUAGAGAGAGGAGCCUGGGAGAGGAUGAUGGUUACUUUGGGGAGAUUUUGUUCCUGGUGGACUCUGUAAUGGUGAAAAUGCACUAACGGGACAGUGAAAAGUUCUAUAAAAAUGUAUGUGUGUGUGUUUGUGUAUGUAUAUAUAUAUAAGCCUGGUCUGAUGAAUCUUGAUUUCUGCUGAGGCACACAGGUGUGGUAGGGUCAGAAUUUGGUCCCAACAUUGUGAAUCUAUGGACUCAUCCUGCCUUGUGUUAACAGUCCAGGCUGGUGAAGAUGGUGUAAUGCGGUGGGGAAAGUUUUUUUUGGCACACUUUGGGCUCUUUAAUAAAUAAAAAAAAUAAUAAAAAAUCAUUGCUUGAA
Molecule: messenger RNA, 3499 nt
Organism: Pangasianodon hypophthalmus (striped catfish)
Lineage: Eukaryota; Metazoa; Chordata; Actinopteri; Siluriformes; Pangasiidae
Gene: sil1
Product: SIL1 nucleotide exchange factor
Exons: 7
Coding region: 2132-3226 (364 amino acids)
Source: RefSeq, a predicted model, not a curated record